Molecule: messenger RNA, 2769 nt
Organism: Tinamus guttatus (white-throated tinamou)
Lineage: Eukaryota; Metazoa; Chordata; Aves; Tinamiformes; Tinamidae
Gene: CCSER2
Product: coiled-coil serine rich protein 2
Biological process (GO): microtubule bundle formation
Cellular component (GO): microtubule cytoskeleton
Molecular function (GO): microtubule binding
Source: RefSeq, a predicted model, not a curated record
AGAUCGAGCUGUGUGUCUCCAGUGGAAGAAGAAGAAGUGAAUGGGAACUUUGUGCUUUAGCAGAGCAUUAGUGUCCAGGCCAGACAACGAGUUAAGAUUCAAGCACCCUGUAAGGACCAAUGAACCCAAUAGCUCAUGGAAGAAAAAAGUCAAAUCAGGACAUCCUUGGUUUCCAGGCUACCGAAAUAUGGAGCAAAAACUUUAGGAAGUGUCUUGCAACCUGUGCCAAAUGGGACAGCUGUCAGUUUAUCAGGAAAUAAUGGUGACAAAACUCUCAGCAAGCACAAUGGCGCUGUGCGCAUGUCUUCCUUCUCUUUCAACUGGAGAAAAUCGAAUAAAUAUCAGCUUUGUGAUCAAAAUGGACGAGAGUCCAACUCUAACCAUAAUUAUAAUGAAAAACUAAUUGAUUCUGAGAAGUAUCCCCAAUCACAGGGAGCAUUGGGCAAGGAUGUGCUCAGGGUGGGUUUGAACAGCACUGCUUCAGUUGCAUCAAAAACAGCAAAGCAGACCAAUAUGUUUGUAUCUUCUACUGAGGAAUUAAACCCAAAGUCUUUGCCUGGACUCUCUAGUUCAGCAAAAUUCACCAAAGGUACUCUGACAGGCAGGACCUCAUAUUCUGGACUCAGUGCUCCAAAAUCGCAUUUAAAUGGAUUUUAUGGAAACAGGCCAAUGGUAGGUUUGCAGAGACCUAGAGCUAAUUCCAGUGCCACAAGGACCAGUUCAGGAGAAAGCUUGGCACAAUCUACAGAUAAUAAUAAGACAUUUUCCUGUGAAAAAAUGGUAAGAUCACAAAGUUUUUCACAUUCCAUUCCAAACUCUUUCCUUCCCACUACAUCUUUAACCAGGUCACAUUCCUUUAAUAAAGCUGUGGAUCUUACAAAGCCUUAUCAAAGUCAAAAUCUAGCUGUUAGGACAUCUCAGAGGUCAACUCUAUUGUCAAGAAAUACCCGACAGUUGGAUAUACCCAAUGGAAAUGAACCCACGAAGUAUGGGUUUACCAGACCCUAUCCUGGUAUAUCAGCUCCUUGUUCAAAGAAGCCCUCUCUCUCGAAUGGAUCUGGGUCUGCACCUUCUUUUGGAUACAGAUUAAGUCGACCUUCUUUGCUGAAGCCUACCAGACAGCGAUUGACUGGCAAUAUGGUUGUGGAUGACAACAGAAGUACAACUUGUGACACACGCGUGGUGGCGAACUCUGAAAUUUCAACAAAUAUUAAUAGAGCAAACGAGAAAAAGAGCAUUAUAGAGAGUGAUACACAAAGAAUAGAAUCUGGUGAGGGUCUCCAUGACAGCAUAGGAAAACAUGGGUCAAAAGUCAUGUGUUUGAGUGAUGAUGGAGAUGAAAUAUCUAUAUCUUCCUUGUCAUCCUCUGAAAAAAAUGACUUGAGUGAGGAUUUCAGUGACGACUUCAUAGAUUUAGAAGACCCAAAUAGAACAAUACGAAUACAACAGCAGGAGGGCAGUGUUCAAGAUUUGGACCAUGGAAACGUAGCACCGGUAGAGCCGUUCACAUCUCUCAAGGAAAGUGGAGGAUCUCACUGUAACCCUGAGGACUGGCUGGAUAUACACGUGUCUGUGGAUGACAACAGUGAAAGCACAAAGCAUACUUCUGAGAACAUGGUUUCUCCAGACAUGAAUUAUAGAGCUGGCUCCUCUUUUGAGCUCUCCCCCUCCGAUAGCUCUGACGGCACAUACAUGUGGGAUGAAGAAGGGCUGGAGCCGAUUGGGAGUGUUCAUCCGUGUGGAAGUUACGAGUCUUCAGAAAUGAACAGCAUCGAUAUCUUGAAUAAUCUUGAUUCAUGUGAUCUUGAUGAUGAUGAUCUCAUGCUUGAUGUGGACCUACCUGAGGACCCACCUCAUGACAAAGAGGAAUGUGAAAAUAUGAGCCGUUAUGACAGGCAAGACAGAAGUGCUCGGCAGCAUGGGGAAGGAUUCUGGAAAAGAGCACCACAACAGCGAUGGAAUACACAGGAUCACUAUCAUCUUGGCAAUACUGAUCACUACAUCCAUAGCAAAAAUGAUCUGAACAGGGGAUCAAACUACCUGGAGUCUCCCAUUGGUCACUUUGAAAGUUACGGCGCGCCCGGCUUUUACCAGGCUCCUCGGCAGCUGGUGGGCCUGCCCGAGAACGCGGUGAUGCUCGAUGAGAUGACGCUGCGGCACAUGGUCCAAGACUGCACAGCUGUGAAAACGCAGUUGCUGAAACUGAAGAGAGUGCUGCACCAGGAUGAUGAAAAUGUGUCACUCCAGGACAUUGCACUCUCCAUUCCAUCAAGUCCGGAACCACAAGAAGCUGAAUCUACUUUUAAGACAGAAGAUCUGCUAAAUGAGAUCAAGCAGCUUAAAGAUGAACUGAAGAAAAAGGAUGAAACAAUCAACCGGCUGGAGCAUCAACUCGCCACUAGGUGCAACUGCCAGAAGGACAACGAAAAACUUAAAGGGGCGACAUGUUUGCAUGCAGACAAAUUUACACAGACCUCCUGGAAGAGAAGUUCUGGUGGGUAUUUUGCUCCCUCCUUCUCUCCCUGGCAGGGCUCAUUCCAGGGCAUCCCUCGGACUGCUCCACCGCACCGCAGACAGACCUCAAGUACUACAGCCUUCCAGCAGCCUUCCCAGUUCCAAAGACCUCGCCCAGGGAAAACUAAUAAAAAUGCCACCUACCGAGGCCCACAGUGAAUACCCUAAACAUCAUGGUCAGCAUGAAAAUGGCAAUCGUAAGAAUCAAAAUGCUGCAAAUGCAUCUCUCUCAAAUAGUCUGAAUGAACUAAACAC